Messenger RNA from Branchiostoma belcheri (Belcher's lancelet), 1782 nucleotides. Its product is annotated as soluble guanylate cyclase gcy-33-like. NCBI's taxonomy places the organism in Eukaryota, Metazoa, Chordata, Leptocardii, Amphioxiformes, Branchiostomatidae. Gene Ontology annotation, biological process: intracellular signal transduction; cGMP biosynthetic process; receptor guanylyl cyclase signaling pathway. Bases 1 to 1782 code for a protein of 593 amino acids. The record is from RefSeq and is a predicted model, not a curated record. The transcript is spliced from 10 exons. Gene Ontology annotation, molecular function: peptide receptor activity; guanylate cyclase activity.
AUGGCUCUGUACGCCAAAGCGCGCAGCUCGCACGAUGACAGCUCUCCGCCCAAACUGAAGGGAAAACAGUUCGUCCGGCUGGUUGUCCUCCUGUUCUUGGCUCUGCUUCCCAUCUUCGGUAUGGUGGUGCAAAAUGGACUAACCCUGCAAGAGUCAACCGCACUGAAAAGAUCCGGACAGGAGACCGGCAAAGAGAUCGUGUUCUCUACAGAGAUCGGCCACAUCGUUCACGACCUGGCACUGGAGAGGGGCGCAACAUCACUGUUCAUCAGCAGUGGAGGGGACACGGACAUAUACUACAGAUUGCUUCGUGUACAUGAGAAAACGGACGACUCUAUAGGAAGGUUGAGUCGAUGGCUGCCGUAUGAUAAACACUAUCCCGACAACUUCAACUCUUCUGAGGAGCUCAGGGCACACUUGGCGCAACACAGAAGCGACGUGUGGUUCAGACGGAACGAGACUUCAGUUGAAGAGCCUUCCCAGGAGAUCCAGUUCUACACAGACAUAAACAAGAUGUUGAUCCACAUCAUGUCUGCCACCCUGAGCCGCGCGGACACGUCUCACCUCUGGACGACCAUCGUGGCUUACCAGAUGCUGGUGGGAAGCAUCGAGAGCGCAAACCUGGAGCUGGACCUGGGCUGGACUUUCUUUAACAAAGAGGGGUUUACCACAGAGGAACUGAUCUUUUACGACGAGACUCUGGCCAUUGGAAACUCCCAACUCGAGAGCGCCAUCGUCUACAUCCACGCCGUGGAGGACAACUUAAAGAAACAGUUCCACGGCACUCCAGAAGAGAGGGAACUCACCAGGCUUCGCAAACAAAUCAAGGAAAACAAAGUCUCCAGCAACUCUGCUGAGGAUGGAGCGAAAUGGCUAGAAGUCAUGGAUGCAUACACUCACGUUUUAGAGGAGAUCGACCUGAAGCUAUCAGAGGAGGUCCUUGAAAUCAUCGACGGCAUUCUCCGGCAAAACGACGUACGGCUGAGUACGGGCUUCUCUGUACUGAUAGUGGUGGCCUGUAUAGGUCCAGUCAUAGUCCUGGGAGUGUACAAGAUGGCCAGUGAGUCUCAGGCUGUGGCAGCCAACCUGGAGAAAGUGACGACGAAGUUGGCAGACGAACAGAAGAAGUCAGAUAAGCUGCUGUACAGCGUCUUCCCGUCUAUCAUUGUGGAGUCUAUGAAGAAGGCAGACACGGUGCCGGCAGAGUACUUCGACCAAGCCACCAUCAUGUUUUCAGACGUAGUUGGUUUCACAGAGGCCACCGCCUCCCUGUCUCCACACAAGAUCAUAGAUCUGCUCAACCGCAUGGACCAGGUUUUUGAAGCCGUCUUCACUCGAUAUGAUGUAUACAAAGUCGAGACUAUGGCUGGGUCCUACAUGCUGGCCUCAGGUUUACCGACGAAGAACGGAGACCAACACGCGGAACAGAUCGCCUGCGCGGCGCUGCACCUGCUGUCAGCCGCCCGCGGCUUCCACCCCAUGCACAUCCCCUACCCCAUGGAAUUCCGCAUAGGCAUACAUACAGGCCCGUGUGUAGCCGGGGUUGUGGGCUCCAAGCGGCCCCGGUACUACGUCUUCGGGAACACCGUCAACGUCGCCCAAAGUCUGGAGCAGACCGCGCAACCAAGCAGGAUCCAGAUUUCUUCCUCGACGAGCGAGCUGCUUCUGUCGCUAGGGGGCGUAUUCAACAUGGAGCCCAGGGGCGAAGUCAGCAUCAAGGAGGGAGUGGCGAUGACGACAUACUGGCUGUCACAGGGGGAGGGCAGGAAAAUGAGCCACUGA